CAGUUGUCCACCCGAAAGCACCAGCAAGCAAGCCCGUAAAAUAGUUGUUGUAGAGGUUAGUGAGAGAAAGAAAUCUCUCUCGUUCUCUCUCUCUCUCUAAAGCCCUUGAAGUAGCGUUCUCUUCAAUCGACCACCAGCAAAUGGCGAACAGUAAUCUUCCCCGAAGAAUCAUUAAGGAAACUCAACGUCUCCUCAGUGAACCAGCACCGGGAAUAAGUGCUUCACCAUCAGAGGAUAAUAUGCGAUAUUUUAAUGUUAUGAUUCUUGGCCCCACACAGUCUCCAUAUGAAGGUGGGGUUUUCAAACUGGAAUUAUUUUUGCCCGAAGAAUAUCCAAUGGCUGCACCAAAGGUUCGAUUUCUUACCAAAAUUUACCAUCCUAAUAUUGACAAGCUUGGAAGGAUAUGCCUUGAUAUUCUGAAAGACAAAUGGAGCCCUGCUCUUCAGAUACGAACUGUACUUUUGAGUAUCCAAGCACUUCUUAGUGCUCCAAACCCUGAUGACCCUCUUUCUGAGAACAUUGCAAAGCAUUGGAAAACUAAUGAGGCUGAAGCUGUUGAAACAGCAAAGGAAUGGACCCGUUUGUAUGCAAGUGGUGCAUGAUAGUGUGGUGGAAACUUUCCUUCAAAUGACGUUGGUGUGAUAUAUGCUAUUAACUGUUAAUCAAAAUUUCAAGAUUUGAUGUUUGAACAAGUUAUAAUUUAAUAUUUUUCAAAGCUUCCAGGUACUGCCUAUUAAAUUGUCCUCUGAUGUUGGAAGCAUCGUCUUUGAACUUGUAUGAUAAGGAACGCUGUUCAUCUCUC
This is a messenger RNA of Hevea brasiliensis (rubber tree), 802 nucleotides long. RefSeq names its product ubiquitin-conjugating enzyme E2 36. Gene Ontology annotation, molecular function: ubiquitin conjugating enzyme activity. Gene Ontology annotation, biological process: DNA damage tolerance; protein K63-linked ubiquitination. Bases 141 to 602 code for a protein of 153 amino acids. Lineage: Eukaryota; Viridiplantae; Streptophyta; Magnoliopsida; Malpighiales; Euphorbiaceae. The transcript has 8 exons. Gene Ontology annotation, cellular component: nucleus. The record is from RefSeq and is a predicted model, not a curated record.